GAAGAACUGUAUUACUUAACUUACCGAAAGCAGUCAAGACAGAUUCUGUGUAAACUUUGGUCUUAAGCGAGAAACUUACAAUCGGUUCUGUAAUCAGCAGCCUUUAGCUUCGUUUCGAUUUCAUGGAGUUCAUUGUUGAACAAGGAAAGCGAGUCCAUGAAGAAUGCUCCACUUUGAUUCUCCCUGCAUUGUCAAUUGGGAACGUAGGGCAGCUAGCUGUUGAUCUUCUAGUGUCAUCUACUGCUGCAGAGAGAGUUGGUUAUCUCGAUGAUCCUAAUCUCCUUCCUUGUGUUGGCAAUGACGCUUAUAGCCCUCUUGGUGAUCUUGCUCUUCCUCUCGAGGUGUAUGAGUCAUCUUCAAGUGCUACUACUCUUGCUCAGCAACGGUCUCCUGUUGCAAAGGGAAUGAUGAUUAAAUUUGCGGAGAAUAUAGCAGAGUUUGCUGCUACAAGUGGAAAGAAGGAUGUUAUUGUGCUUUCGAGUUUAGACUUCCAAAGGCUGCACAACUUGGAUAUGUCAAGAGGCCCACAGGUGUAUUAUCUGUCUAACUUGGAAAAUGAUGGAAGAGAUGAGCACUGUGAAAGGCUCGGUUUUGGAAGAUUGGGUGAGUAUGAUCCAGAAGGAAGAUGUUGGAAGUAUCUUAGCUCUGUCUUUGAGAAGAAUAGUAAAGAAGAGCUGACUUUCCCUUCAGAAGAUGAGCUUGAAGACAUAGACUACUACCCAAGCUUACCAUUUGCAGCUCUUUUCUCAGCUUUUAAGGCAAGAGGCUUGAAGGUGACAUGCCUGCUUUGUUACUGUUCUGAAGGAGACAACAUUCCUGAUGCAUUCCUUCUAGCAGAGGCUGCAUCUAAGCUUACGGGUUUAAGUCCUGACAAGUUCCAUGGGGAAGAAGGUGGAAAAUGGCGGAUACCAUAUUCGUGGAAGAGUAUGUAUGGAGCUCCUCCAGAUAUGUCCAUGUUUUAAGGCUGUCCCUAGAGCUCAUAAAGUCAAACAGAGGAUGUAGUACUACAAGUGUGAAACAAGGAAGAGUUUAUGAACAUUUGAGAUGUAUUAAUUCCAGAGAGACACCUCUUUUCUUGUUUUUUUUUUCAUCAUCAAAUCUGUCUACUCGAUAGCAAACUUAUGAAGUAUAAUUGCUUUGCUAGAAUGCCAUAUCCCGUGAAAGUAAU
Messenger RNA from Eruca vesicaria subsp. sativa (arugula), 1168 nucleotides. The record is from the annotation of a GenBank genome assembly. NCBI's taxonomy places the organism in Eukaryota, Viridiplantae, Streptophyta, Magnoliopsida, Brassicales, Brassicaceae.